AUUUUUGUUUCUGGAAAGGGUGACAGAGUGAGACAUCACUGUUUGAUCAUAUCUGAGAGAGAGACAGAGAGAGAGAGAGAGAGAGACAGAGAGGGGGAGACUGACUGCUCCUCACCAAACCUUCAUCUUCAUAUGUGUCACCUGAAAUGGAAGCAGCAUUGAAGAGAGGAGGAAGAGGAGAGUAUCACCAGUACGCCAAGAGGCUCCGGACUGAUGAAGAGGAGGAGCGGCAGCAGGAGGAGGAGGAGGAGGCAGUGAGGAGCAGAGAGGAGGACAGUGUGGAGGACAGCCACUGCGUCCCCCCGUCCCCUGUUGUCCACGUGCGAGGACUGAGUGACGUGGCGGUGGAGGCAGAUCUGGUGGAGGCCCUGGAAAAGUACGGCAGCAUCUGCUACGUGAUGAUGAUGCCGUUUAAGCGUCAGGCUCUGGUGGAGUUCGACAGCGCGGCGAGCGCUGAGCGCUGCGUGACGAGUGGAACACGCGAGGCCGUGCACGUCGCCGAGCAGCGGGCGUUCUUCAACUUCUCCACCAGCCAGAGAAUCAGCAGACCGACCAACGCAGACGACCCCACCAGCAGGAACAAGGUUCUGCUGCUCUCCGUCCAGAACCCGCUGUACCCCAUCACCACCGACGUCUUGUACAGUGUGUGUAAUCCCGUUGCUAACGUCCUGCGCAUCGUCAUCUUCAGACGUAGCGGCGUCCAGGCCAUGGUGGAAUAUCCUGACACUGUCUUGUUCAUGUUUGAGUCGGUGGCAGACGCUCACAAGGUCAAACUGACUCUGAACGGAGCCCACAUUUACACCAAGUGCUGCACAAUGAAGAUAGAGUACGCCAGGCCCAACAGACUGAACGUCACCCGCAAUGACAACAACAGCUGGGAUUACACACACUUCCUGCUGCAGAGAGAGCAGGGGAAGGGGAGACAGUGUCGCUCCAUCCUGGGAGAUCAUCCAUCCCAUAACUAUGGUCCACACUGCCCCCUGCUGCCCGCCCCCUCUAACAGCAGGUACAGGAGGAGCAGUGAACAGAUGAAGGACAUGAUGUCCUCCCCUCUGCUCUGCCCUCAAACGUCCUCCUCCUCCUCUCUCCUGGGCCAAGCCUCCAGCUCUGUUGCCAUGGUGAGCGGCCUCCACGUCGCCCAGAUGAACUGCAGCCGCGUCUUCAACCUCUUCUGUCUCUAUGGAAACGUGGAUAAGGUGAAGUUCAUGAGAAGCGUUCCCGGCACGGCGCUGGUGGAGAUGAGCGACGAGUUUGCAGUCGUCCGAGCGGUGACUCACCUGAACAACGUCAAGGUGUUCGGCCAAAAACUCAACGUCUGUGUGUCCAGACAGCGCGCAGUGAUCCCCAGUCAGGUGUUCGACCUGGCCGACGGCAGCGGCAGCUACAGAGACUUCAGUCUGACCAGGAACAACCGCUUCAGCAGCGCACACGGAGGACGCAACGUCAUCCAGCCGCCCACUGCCAUCCUGCACUUCUACAAUGCCCCGCCCACCCUCAGUCAACACCAGCUGCAGCAGCUCUGUGAUGAACACAACGUUCCCGCCUUCACCAGGUUCAAGGUCUUCGAUGGCAAAUCCAGUUCAAAGACUGUCUCAGGACUGUUGGAGUUUGACAGCAGAGCUGAAGCAGUGGAGACUCUCGUCGUCCUCAACCACCAUCAGAUCAAAAUACCCAACAGCUCCACCCCCUUCACCCUGAAACUCUGCUUCUCCACUUCCUCCCGUCUGUGAGCCGCAAACCAAGAUGGUCGCCACAGUCAAAGUGGAAUGUGUAAAGCAGGAAGUGAUGUCAUUUUAAUAACAUGUUUGUUUGUUUGUUUUUUUAAACUGUGGUUUGUAUGAGGUGAGCUGUGUGAGCGCCCCCAGCAUCAGACAGUUGAGGCUCAUCCUCAGUGAAAACAUGGCUGCAAUUUAGGACACGAGGAAAAGUCGCUCCCUGCAUCAAGACCCCGUGUGGUCACUUUGUGUCACUGAAGUUAAAGUGAAUGUAGGUUUUCAAAUGCCGAAUUGGAAAAAUAAGACAUUUGAACUUAGUGAUGGGGGCAGCAGUGGAUCAACAACUGUGUGUGUGUGAUGUUAAAAUCACUGAUUUUCUCUAUGGGGUUUGGUGUGGGAGAGUGAGUGGUUUACAAACAUCAGUUUCCUGUCUAACAGUGAGAUAAAGACUUGGACAUAUGACGUAUAUAUCACAGUCUUUUGUUUAGUCAAUAAAAAUAUCUCUGUUUGAGAGUGAGCUUCUGUUUCUCAGCAGCAGAGUCAACAUUUCAAAUAAGCUGAAUUGUCUCAGGCCCUGUGAUGAACUGGUGAACUGUCCACAGUAACCUCCCCCCCCCCCCCCAUUGGCAGCUGCGCCCCCUGUGAACGUUUUGUGGAGGAUAACACGGUAGAAGAUGAAUGAAUUAAUACAUUUAUGAUCUCAUUGCUGUAACAUGACCUGUCAAAAAUAAGAGCGAAACUGUAAAAUGUAUUUUUAUUUGAAUGUAAAAGUUUUAAAUACAUAGAUAAAAUGUUUAUUUUUCAUAACAGGAAUAAAAUGUUACAUUAAUAAUAUUUCUAUUGUUUUUUUUAAUGAUCUGAGGUCAGAGUUUGAAUCUGAAGCCCUCUUUAGAUGACAUCAUCACAGGAAGAGUCAGCUGACAAAAAAAUCCAUUCUCCACAGAGACGGUCACAAGCUUUUAAAGACGAGUUCUGAUUCUCAGUGGCACAGACAAUGUGAAAGAAAACAUGGUUGCCACGGUAACGGCAAGGGCAUUGGCUG
Messenger RNA from Solea solea (common sole), 2757 nucleotides. Its product is annotated as heterogeneous nuclear ribonucleoprotein L-like. Gene Ontology annotation, cellular component: nucleus. Gene Ontology annotation, molecular function: mRNA binding. NCBI's taxonomy places the organism in Eukaryota, Metazoa, Chordata, Actinopteri, Pleuronectiformes, Soleidae. The record is from RefSeq and is a predicted model, not a curated record. The transcript is spliced from 13 exons. Gene Ontology annotation, biological process: mRNA processing; regulation of RNA splicing. The coding region runs from base 147 to 1730 and encodes 527 amino acids.